AUGGACUCGUUUGAAGUUGCUAGUCAAUUCAGCACAAUACUCAGGAAUUUGACUCCUCAGUUUCAGCUGCUUUCGAAAGCCACUUAUUUUGCAUUGAAAAACUAUGACAAAGAAGACUACAUUGUCCCCACAAUAACAAGUGUGCUCGAAGAUGCUAAACUAGACUUGAAUUCGAAAGCAACAAUUUUCCAAUUCAUUGACCUUCUCUUUGCAGAAAGUUUUCAGAAUGCACAGAAAUUUAAAAAUGCAUAUAUAGAGAGCAUAAAACAGCUCUUGCCAAAAUACAUUGAUAGUAUAUGUCCCAAAGAAAACCCUGCCAACUUCCAAAGCACCUAUGAAAGCCUACGUAGAAUCACCAAAUCGUGCAAAAGAGAUUUUCUGGAGUAUGAAAUGAUGUUCCGAGAUAGUUUAUUGACUACAGAGGAUCUAAGUGCGCUUGAUCAAGGCGAGUUGGAAAUACUGAGCAAAUCGAAAUUCGCAAUUGAAGAUAAUGAUGACGCACUAGUCAAGGCAUGGAAAACCUUAUUGGAAAAGAAACGAGAUAGCCAGUUGCAAAGGUACAAGUUACUCAAUAGUUCACAAACAGUCGAGGAGAAUGUUGAUGAAGAGCAGAUAUUCAAUAUGCGUUUAAAACUGGAUUCACGACAGCUCUUGUCAAAACGACAAAUUAUAGCAAGGAUGGAGGAUGAGCGAGAGAGCCAUAAACGUUCAAAAGAAAAUAUAUGGUGUGUCAAUCGAAAUGUGGGUUCGAGUUCUCGAUUCGUCUCUGAAGAUGAGUUUUUUGAAAAUUACUGGACAAAAUGCCAACCAUUAUCGAAAGCUGAAGACCAUGAAUUUGUACGCAAUCUACAAGAAUUGAACGAGAUGGCGUUGAAAAGUUAUAAAGACGAACAGUAUUUUUAA
Molecule: messenger RNA, 903 nt
Organism: Lodderomyces elongisporus
Lineage: Eukaryota; Fungi; Ascomycota; Pichiomycetes; Serinales; Debaryomycetaceae
Exons: 1
Coding region: 1-903 (300 amino acids)
Biological process (GO): positive regulation of DNA-templated transcription, elongation; positive regulation of transcription by RNA polymerase I
Cellular component (GO): CTDK-1 complex
Source: RefSeq, a predicted model, not a curated record